Molecule: messenger RNA, 5139 nt
Organism: Metopolophium dirhodum (rose-grain aphid)
Lineage: Eukaryota; Metazoa; Arthropoda; Insecta; Hemiptera; Aphididae
Exons: 2
Coding region: 1-5139 (1712 amino acids)
Biological process (GO): DNA integration; proteolysis
Molecular function (GO): aspartic-type endopeptidase activity; nucleic acid binding
Source: RefSeq, a predicted model, not a curated record
AUGGUAAACACUCUAAAAGCGCGUCGAGGACAAAUUAGAGGCAAUUUAACACGAUUUUGGACUUAUGUGUCUACUCCGGACAAUGAUCCUAAGCAAAUAAGUAUACGACGACCAAAGAUUGAAGAAGCAUGGGAAGAGUUUCAACAGGUACAGUCGGAGAUUCGGGAUGAGGAAGAUGCAAAUGAACAUGAAGAAUAUCAAGUAGAUUUCGAAGAGUUAUAUUUCAAGGCAAUGGCCAAAGCGGAAGAGAGACUUCAACAAUCAGAAAUAAAAGAAAACUUGUCCAUCGACACACAAGUAGGAAAAGAAAAAAACGGUGUAAGAGAGAUAAGUAAUGCCGUACCAUCGAUAAAAUUAGCUGCGUUACAAAUACCCGUGUUCUCAGGUGUAUACUCCGAAUGGGCUCCGUUCUAUGAUAUAUACACCGCACUGGUUCACAAUAACAAACACCUGACAACAAUAGAAAAAUUUAUUCAUUUACGUGCGUCACUAUCCGACGAUGCGGCGAACUGUGUCAAGAACCUAGAGACCACAGUUAAUAAUUAUGAACACGUUUGGAACAGUUUGGUUACGAGAUACAAUAAUAAAAAAUUAUUAGUACAAACACACGUAAAAGGUAUUUGUGAUUUACCUACAGUCAAAGCGAGUUCGUCCACGGGCUUGCGACAAUUUUCAGAUGGUUUACGUGGUCAUAUAUCGGCCUUAAGAGCAUUGGAUCAACAACCGUCAGAGUGGGGACCGUUGUUAACACAUAUUAUAUGUACUAAAUUAGACGCAGUCACUAUAAGCGAUUGGGAAACGAAGUGCGGGAGAGACGAAAUCAAAAAGGUCGACGAAUUAAUCGAAUUUUUAGAAGCACGUAAAAAAGGCACAAAAAAUACCACAUCAUCUACUUCAUUUGUCAACACCUCGGAAAUAAAAUGUUACGUAUGUCAACUAUCGCACACUAUAUACAAGUGUCCCAAGUUUAUCGCACUAUCAGCGAUCGACCGAAUUAAAAAGGUAAACGACCUUAAUUUGUGCAACAUUUGCCUCCGGCGUCACGACAAAAGGAAAUGUCUUGGGCGAAAUUGUCUAAGGUGUUCCAAGCCACAUAAUACAAUGUUACACAUAAACAAUUACAAACACCAACCAAAUUCAACGAGUGAAACAUCAGAAGCAAACAGUAAAACUGAGGGAGAAACACCUGCCUUAAGCACGGUGACCGCCCACGCAUUCGCGUCGGGUGAACAGGUGUUAUUAGCUACAGUAGUAGCCCUAGCUGUGAGUCCCUACACGAAAACGACAACAUGUCGUGCUUUAUUAGACUCCGGGUCUCAGAAAAAUUUUAUAACGGAAGAGAUGGUGCAGACACUACGUUUAAAAAGAAAUAAAAUUAAACACGUAAUCAGCGGUAUCGGUGAAAUAGUACAACAUGCGUCGUCGUCAGUAUGGUUAAAAAUAAAAUCCCGCGUAAGUGAUUACGCGGUAUUUCUACCAAUGAUAGUAGUACCAAAGAUCACGGGUCAAUUACCUCCGCGAAAUAUAACAACAACAUGUAACGUUCCCGAUAACAUUAAAUUGGCCGAUCCACAUUUUAGUACGCCCCAAAAAAUCGACAUAUUAUUAGGCGCAACGCAUUUUUAUCAAUUUUUAUGUGAUGGACAAAUACGUCCCUCGACGACUGGGCCGUUAUUCCAAGAAACAGUAUUUGGAUGGGUGGCCGCUGGAGCAAUAUCGGAAAAUAGUUUAUCAAAGGCAUCGACUUCGAACACGUUUUUUAGCGCAACCGAUAGUGAAUCCACGCUAGAGAACGCAUUACAACGAUUUUGGCUGAUUGAAGACGUAAGCGAUACACCACCUUAUACGAUCGAGGAGCGUACUUGUCAAGAAUAUUUUAAUAAGACCGUUAUUAGAAAUGACGAGGGACGUUUUGUCGUACACCUACCGUUUCGGGUCGAUUUAAUAAAACUAGGAAAGUCGUACGAAAUCGCAAAACGUCGCUUCUUAGCAAUAGAACGUAAGUUCCAAAAAGAUAAGGAAUUAAAGAAAGAAUAUUUUUCUUUUAUGAAAGAGUAUGAGUCAUUAAACCAUAUGGAACGGGUAGAUGAGAGCGAACUCGAAAAAGAAGAUCAAACGUGUUACUUGCCCCACCACGCCGUUAGAAAAGACAGUAGCACGUCUACAAAGUUGCGGGUAGUGUUCGACGCAUCUUGCAAAACAGAUAACGGUAUUAGUCUUAAUGACGUGUUAUUAAAGGGCCCGGUUAUCCAAGACGAUUUAUUAUACAUUAUUUCACGAUUUCGAACUCAUAAUUACGUUUUAACGGCCGACAUAGUUAAAAUGUACCGGCAAAUAUUAAUGACUGAUAAACAUCGCGAUUAUCAAAGAAUAUUAUGGCGCACGGACCCUAAUCAACCUAUACAAAUAUAUCGACUGAACACGGUCACAUAUGGCACAGUACCCGCAUCAUAUUUAGCGACAGGUUGUUUACAAGUACUAGCCGAAACGGUACACGAACAAUACCCAUACAUCACGCCUAUUAUCAAUCGAGAUUUUUACAUGGACGACAUAUUGACCGGAGCCGACACGAAACAGGAAGUAAUUAAAAUACGCGACGGCUUGAUUGUGGUUAUGAACAGUGCCGGUCUAAAGUUACGAAAAUGGUCAUCAAACGACGCGAGUUUAAUAACAUCAAGUCUACCUAGCGAAGAUAUAGAAAUAUCAAAUAAACACGAACUUAAUUAUUCUGUAAAAAAGGUAUUAGGUUUAUUCUGGGACGCUUCGUCGGAUAUAUUAAAAUAUAACGUGCGUGAGAAUAAAAGGGUAGAUGGGAUGUCGGUUACCAAACGCGAAAUGCUGUCCGAUAUAGCUGCGAUCUUCGACCCGCUGGGUUUAGUCGGCCCAUUAAUAGUGCGAGCAAAAUUAAUAUUACAAGCGUUAUGGCGUGAAAAGAUUGAUUGGGACGAACCCGUUCCAGUGCACAUACGCGAACAAUGGUUUGAGUAUAGAACACAAUUAUCCGCGUUAAACAGGUUAUCAAUAACACGCAAAAUCACGAACAGCUUAAAAUCGUGUGUUAUUGAGGUUCACGGGUUUUCGGACGCUAGUACAUUGGCGUAUGGAUGUUGUUUAUAUUUAAGGUGUACGGACAACGCGGGCAUUCAUCAUACUAAGUUAAUAUGUGCAAAAUCCAAAGUGGCACCUUUAAAAACAUUAUCAUUACCUCGGUUAGAGCUUUGUGCGGCACUGUUAUUAACACGUCUAGCGUAUAAAUUAAUACCGAAAUUACAACUAAAAAUUAAUCAACAGUAUUUUUGGACCGAUUCGAUGAUAGUAUUGGCAUGGAUCGCUUCACCUUCGACGAAAUGGAGAACGUUUGUUGCACAUCGAGUAGCUGAAAUAAAAAGUAAAACAACAAUGGGCGAAUGGAAACACGUUAGUACAUGCGACAACCCGGCUGACGUGAUAUCUAGAGGUUGCUGUCCGUCUAAAUUAAUCAAUUUAGAUUUAUGGUGGUCGGGUCCCAAGUGGUUGACUGAAGAUAAAUUAAAUUGGAUAGAAAGUUCAGACACUCACCGUAAAUUAGACAAUAUUCCGGAAGGUAAAGAAAAUAUUAUCAAUGUUAUGUGUGUCAUUGAUCACGAUGAUUUUAUGUUAAACAAAUAUGAAUCAUUGACUAAGUGUUUAAGGAUAACCGCGUACUGCAUACGGUUUAUAAAUAACGUGCGUACGCGUAAGAAUAAUAAUAUUAAAUUAACAGGUUUGCUACAACCAGAAGAGUUCGAAAAAGCAACUUUGAAAUUAAUAAAAUAUACGCAAAAUAUCGGUUUUGUUGACGAACUGCGGGAACUAUCGAACGGUAAGGCUGUCUCGACCCACAGUAAACUUUUUCGUCUUCGACCAUUUAUCGAUAGUAAUGGCGUCAUUCGCGUUGGCGGCAGAUUGAAAAACGCCGCGACAAUCGACAUUUUUCAACGUCACCCCAUCGUAUUACCCGCGAACUGUUUAUUUGCGAAAAUGUUAUUUAAUGAACAGCACAUGCUUCUAAUGCACGGUGGACCCCAGGCUUUAUUAUCAACUAUUCGGUUAAAAUACUGGCCAAUUAACGGUAGAAAUUUAGCGCGUAAUACGGUUCACAAAUGCAUAAAAUGUUUCCGUAAUAAACCUAUUUUCGUGCAACCUAUUAUGGGUGACUUGCCCAGUGACCGCGUACAACCAGGACGGGCAUUUUUAAAAUGUGGCAUAGAUUUCGCCGGUCCGUUUUUAAUAAAAUCUAGUUCGUUACGUAAAUCACCGAUUAUAAAAACAUACGCAUGUAUUUUUGUGUGUUUAUCGACCAAGGCCGUUCAUAUCGAGGCAGUUAACGAUUUAACGACAAAAGCAUUCUUGAACGCGUUAAACCGUUUUUUCGACCGUCGUGGUAAGAGCAUUGUCAUAUAUAGCGAUAAUGCAACAAAUUUCGUUGGUGCCAAUAAUAAAUUAAAAGAAAUAUAUCAACUAUUCCAGUCAAAACAAUCGCAUGAAGAUUUGCAAAGAAAUUUCACAAAUAUUGGUGUCAAGUGGCAGUUCAUCCCUCCUCGUUCCCCACAUUUCGGUGGACUGUGGGAGGCGGCGGUAAAAUCUAUGAAAAUACUGUUAGGUAGGGUAUUAGGCGAAGCUCAUCUAACAUAUGAAGAAUUAUGUACUGUACUAACGCGCGCUGAAGCCUGCUUAAACUCGCGUCCCUUAACCACCUUAUCUACUGAUCCUUCUGAUCCCAGCCCCCUCACUCCUGGGCACUUCCUUAUAGGAGAUUCUCUCACUGCGGUACCAGAGGAUGACGUAACCGCUAUACCAGUUAAUCGACUAACACGAUGGCGUAGAGUUACUCAAUAUUCACAACAGUUAUGGCGCCGUUGGAGUAAAGAGUACUUAUGCCAACUUCAAGAGAGGUCCAAAUGGUCUAAGGAGAAAGGUCCGAAGCUGAAUGUGGGAACAGUAGUCCUAGUGAAGGAGGACAAUCUACCCCCAUUGCAAUGGCGAUUGGGACUAGUUGAACAAAUCUAUCGAGGAUCCGACGGAGUCAAUCGAUCAGCAGAGGUUACGUCAGCAGGUCGUAAGUUGAAAAGGGCAGUUCGAACGUUGUGCCCACUUCCUUUCGAGAGUAAUAUUGAUUAA